Molecule: messenger RNA, 1077 nt
Organism: Lasiosphaeria miniovina
Lineage: Eukaryota; Fungi; Ascomycota; Sordariomycetes; Sordariales; Lasiosphaeriaceae
Exons: 3
Coding region: 336-605 (89 amino acids)
Biological process (GO): phosphorelay signal transduction system
Source: RefSeq, a predicted model, not a curated record
CACUGUCUUCCAGCACGAAUCCCUUGUCCUCCCCCAGACUUGACGAUGCUACCCGAAUCUUUCCUAUCCUGACAGAUGCGGCCCUCAUAAGUUCGCCAAAGCUUUCGCGUUAUGCCUCGGCAACAAAGGAAUUUUGCCCUUUUCUCCCGGGUUCGGAGUUGGCGUCCCGCUGGACAUGGCCUCCCCUCAGAGCCUGUUCCGAAAAUCUCCUGAAGAGUACAUGUCUCGGAUGGGGCAGGACACUACGGAUGGGAUAGGACACUACGGAUGAUUUAAACUUCCCUCCAACGCCCGCCUCGAGAUCGAUUGACAAUGACAUCGACCCCUUGGCCGCCAUGGGCGCCGUAAUGGCCGUAGAAGAAAUAACACACGUCCCUGAGAACCCCAAGCCGCUAUUGCUUCUGGUUGAAGACAUUGUGAUUAACUUACAGCUUCUUACCACGUUUGUAACGAAAGUUAAAUACGAGUUCGCAACAGCGGAGAAUGGCCUUAUUGCGCUGGAAGCUUGCCAGAAUGCAAAGAGAUCUUUCGACAUAAUAUUCAUGGACGUUUUGAUGCCCGUUAUGGAUGGAAUGGCGGCCACGCGCGAGAUCCGAAGGUUAUAACGCAGCAGGCGGCAGAAGCCCGCCCUAACCAUUGCCCUGACGGGCCUCGGCUCGGCUAGCAGCUAGUAGGAGGCAUUCACGAAUGGCUUCAACGUAUUCCUGACGAAACCGGUCCGCUUCAACGCCCUACGUAAGAUUCUGACCGAAUGGACGCAUGAUGCCGAAGCGGAAAAGAGCAGCAGCGUCGGCAUCUUGGGUUAGAUGCGCGGGGUUUUCGAUCACUCAUUAGCUAAGGGAGGUUUAUUAUUGCAAAGGCUCGGUAGGUUCCGAAGGAAGUAAGUACCUCCCCACCCUGAGUUUCUUUUCUUUUUCUUUGCUCUCGUCUUUGUUUUCUUUCAUCUAGUUACUGAUGGCCAAGGCCAUGCGACAACAGGCUCGUCGGGCACUGCCGCUUGGCAAUAUCGCUCUUCGAAGACGUAAUCAUGCUAGGUUGCCUCUAGUCUUUUGACCGUUUCGGAGACUAGGGGGCGUU